AUGGGUAAUAGUUCGUCACUCAUGCUUCGCGAUGAAGAGAUUGACGAGAUUUCCAGAGAUACCGAGUUUAAUCGAAACCAGAUCGUCCGUCUUUAUUCACGCUUUCUUUCUCUCGACAAAAAAGGUCAAGGAUAUCUUGAACGAGAUGACUUCUUAAAUGUCCCAGAAUUGGCCGUCAAUCCACUCGGUGAUCGAAUUGUUGAUGCCUUCUUUACUUUGGCCGGUGAUAACGAACAAAAGUUGAACUUCCGGCAAUUCGUCCGAAUUUUGGCCCACUUUCAACCAAUAAACCGCGGAAAGAAGAAUGUUUUGAAUGGAAGACGAGAAAAAUUGCGAUUUGCCUUCCAAAUGUAUGACUUGAACAAAAAUGGCUACAUUACCCGGGAGGAAUUCAAAGUGAUAUUGAACUCUAUGGUUGGAGCAAACAUUACAGCUGAACAGUUGGACAAAAUUGCUGAUCGAACAAUUGAAGAAGCCGAUGGUGAUCAUGACGGCCGAAUCUCAUUUGACGAAUUUUGCAGAGCAAUGGAAAAAACGGACAUCGAGGAGAAGAUGAGCAUUCGAUUCCUCAAU
Messenger RNA from Mesorhabditis belari, 573 nucleotides. Lineage: Eukaryota; Metazoa; Nematoda; Chromadorea; Rhabditida; Rhabditidae. The record is from the annotation of a GenBank genome assembly.